GAAGUGACUUCAGCCGGCAGCGGAGCGGCGCGGCUGAGCGGCGGAGCGGAGCAUGGCAGCGGCGGCGCGGUCCCUGCUGGCGGCGGGGCGGGCGGCCGGGCGGCGGUGCCGGGCCCUACCCGCCGCCGGGGCCGCUCCCUGCUGCACUGUGGCCCCGCAGCAGAGGCGGCAGCCGCCGCCCGACAUGAAGAGCUACCUGUGGUCGCGCUACAAGGAGGCCAAGAGAGUCACCAAGGAGUUGGUUCCUUCAAUUAUGAGUAACAUGCUGAAUCCGGAUGCUAUUUUUUCAAACAAUGAAAUGAGCCUGUCAGACAUUGAAAUAUAUGGUUUUGAUUACGACUACACGCUGGUAUUUUAUUCUAAACAUCUGCACACGCUGAUCUUCAAUGCUGCUCGAGAUCUUCUUAUUAAUGAGCAUCGGUACCCUGCAGAAAUAAGAAAAUAUGAUUAUGAUCCCAAUUUUGCAAUCAGAGGACUUCAUUAUGAUGUGCACCGGGCAUUAUUAAUGAAGAUCGACGCUUUUCAUUAUAUUCAGCUGGGAACAGUUUACAGAGGCCUCAGUGUUGUCCCAGAUGAAGAAGUCAUUGCAAUGUAUGAUGGUUCUCAUGUCCCUUUAGAACAAAUGAGUGACUUUUAUGGAAAGAGCUCACAAGGAAAUACAAUGAAGCAAUUCAUGGACAUAUUUUCCUUGCCAGAAAUGACACUCCUUUCUUGUGUGAAUGAAUAUUUUCUGAAAAACAACAUUGACUAUGAGCCUGUUCAUCUGUACAAAGAUGUCAAGGAUUCUAUCAGGGAUGUCCAUAUCAAAGGAAUAAUGUACAGAGCAAUCGAAGCAGAUAUUGAAAAAUACAUCUGCUAUGCCGAACAAACUCGUGCUGUGUUAGCAAAGCUGGCUGAUCAUGGCAAGAAGAUGUUUCUCAUCACAAACAGUCCCAGCAGCUUUGUGGACAAGGGGAUGAAGUUCAUAGUCGGCAAGGACUGGAGGGAUCUCUUUGAUGUGGUCAUUGUACAGGCUGAUAAACCAAACUUUUUCAAUGAUAAGCGAAGACCGUUUCGAAAGGUGAAUGAAAGGGGAGUGUUGCUUUGGGACAAAAUUCACAAGCUGCAGAAAGGUCAGAUUUACAAACAGGGUAAUCUGUAUGAAUUUCUGAAGCUUACUGGCUGGAGGGGCUCUAAGGUUCUCUACUUUGGUGAUCACAUUUACAGUGACUUGGCAGAUUUGACCCUGAAGCAUGGCUGGCGCACUGGUGCAAUUAUUCCAGAGUUACGAUCAGAGAUUAAAAUAAUGAACACAGAGAAGUACAUUCGAACCAUGACCUGGCUGCAAACCUUGACGGGAUUACUGGAACACAUGCAGGUUCACCGUGAUCCUGAUUCACAAAUGAUUUUAGAAGAAUGGAAGAAGGAAAGAAAGGAAUUGAGGGAGAUGAACAGGAAUUUCUUCAACGCCCAGUUUGGAAGCUUAUUCAGAACUGAUGAGAAUCCAACCUACUUCCUAAGACGUCUCUCUAGAUUUGCGGAUAUCUACAUGGCAUCCUUGAGUUGUCUCUUGAACUAUGAGCCUGAUUACACGUUUUAUCCAAGAAGGACUCCUUUGCAGCACGAACUUCCUGGCUGGUCAGACCAGCUGUGCACUGGUACUUUCAGAAUACCUUUCCUACAAGAGACAGUUCAGAUCAAAUAAACACUUGGUGACUUCUCUCUAAAAUGGUCAAAUAUAUCUAUAUAUAUAUAUAUAGAUAUUUUUCUUUUUGAAUGUACAUGCAUUUUAUUUAAGUCAUUUAAAGCUGUUAUCUAGAUUUAGAUGUAAUUCUUACUUGUUCUCAUAAGUGUUGUACCUAUUUUCUACUCUCCUGCUCGGAGAUGUGAAAGCUUCUCUCACGCACAGAAGAGAUGAUGGACUGCCAAAAUAGGACUGGACUGGGAGGGAGGGCAGAUUUGAGGGGAAGGACUGGUGGUGUUCUGCGGUGGUUGAUUUUGUUUGUUUAUUCAUUGGACAUUUCAAUCUGCAGCCUCGUGCUUUACAAAGAAAUUACUGUACUCUCUGUUCUGACCGUGCUCAGAAUUCCAGCUGGAGCCUCUAAUGGAUCUUGGCACCGAAAAGCUUAAACCCAGUAUUAGUAACUCAGUGAUAGGCAGCAGCCAGGUUACAGUGAGAGUGAGAGGGAUGGUGUGAUGCAUUUGAACUCUCCUUGCUGCAGGAGCCUUACCUGUACCUGACCUGCCCACCGAGGGGCUGGCGUGGCUCUGCUGCACCGCAGUGGUUCCAGCACCUGUGGGCUCAGACCGAGGGGAUUUUUCUUCCUUCUGUGCCGUUUCUGUGCUCGUAACAUCUGUGCUUUGCUGCAGGUGGACCUGAGCCUAAAACUGAAAGUGACAGUAACCUGGGCUGCUUCGGAUUUCUUUCUUUUUUUUUUUUUUUUAAACUUUUAGGCACCUUUCUUUAUAAAUUCCAAAACACUUCAACUAUCAACUCUCUGAUGUUAAAGCCAUUUCAAAAGGUCUUGCAUUUUGCAUUUCAAAGUGGAGCCAAAUCUCUUUCAGGCUUUAGAUUGAUCCUAAAUGCUGCUUUUUAAAAUUUUAAGUGUCUUACAGUGGCAUGCAGCGUGGUUUUGCUGUCCCCUGGGAACACAGCCUUUGGUAAUGGACUUUUACAGUCAGAAGUAAACACGCACAAUAAGCAAAUGAGUUGAAAGAAAACUUAAGAAAUGAGAAAAUGAAAACCAGAGUCUUCUGAUGACUUUUUUUUUUUUGGUUUAGCUCAAGCCCUCAAAGUUGAAUUGGGGGUGGUGGACAGUUUACAUCAAGCAAAAUAAUUUUGAUGGUGCAGAUUUGAAGUUUUAUUGAGUAAGUGAAAUUGGAGGUAAUGCAUGAACACAAACUCUGGGUAGGAUAUAUGUUCCAAAGAUUUGAGCAGAAAAAUGUCUUUUUUUUUUUUUUUUUUUUUUUUUUGCACAAGGAAAACAUCUGUUAAUGUGUUU
Molecule: messenger RNA, 2981 nt
Organism: Columba livia (rock pigeon)
Lineage: Eukaryota; Metazoa; Chordata; Aves; Columbiformes; Columbidae
Gene: NT5DC3
Product: 5'-nucleotidase domain containing 3
Exons: 14
Coding region: 53-1684 (543 amino acids)
Molecular function (GO): 5'-nucleotidase activity
Source: RefSeq, a predicted model, not a curated record